AUGGAUCCUAACGACGCCUUCUCGGCUGCGCACCCGUUCCGGUGGGAUCUGGGGCCCCCGGCGCACGCCGCGCCGGCGCCGGCGCCGCCUCUGCCGCUCGCGCCGCAGUUGGGAGCGCCGAGGGAGCUGGAGGACCUGGUGGCGGGGUACGGCGUGCGCCCGUCGACGGUGGCGCGGAUCUCGGAGCUCGGGUUCACGGCGAGCACGCUGCUGGGCAUGACGGAGCGCGAGCUCGACGACAUGAUGGCCGCGCUCGCGGGGCUCUUCCGCUGGGACGUGCUGCUCGGCGAGCGGUUCGGCCUCCGCGCCGCGCUGCGCGCCGAGCGCGGCCGCGUCAUGUCGCUCGGCGGCCGCUUCCACGCUGGGAGCACCUUGGACGCCGCCUCACAGGAAGUGCUGUCCGACGAGCGCGACGCGGCGGGCAGCGGCGGCGUGGCGGACGACGAGGCCGGCAGGAGGAUGGUGACCGGCAAGAAGCAGGCGAAGAAAGGCGCCGCCGCGGCGAGGAAGGGCAAGAAGGCGAGGAGGAAGAAGGAGCUGAGGCCGCUGGACGUGCUCGGGGACGAGAACGAUGGCGACGAGGACGGCGGCGGCGGGUCGGAGUCGACCGAGUCGUCCGCGGGCGGCGGCGGCGGUGGCGGGGAGCGGCAGCGGGAGCACCCGUUCGUGGUGACGGAGCCCGGCGAGGUGGCGCGGGCCAAGAAGAACGGGCUGGACUACCUGUUCCACCUGUACGAGCAGUGCCGCGUCUUCCUGCUGCAGGUGCAGUCCAUCGCUAAGCUCAGCGGCCACAAGGCCCCAACCAAGGUGACGAACCAGGUGUUCCGGUACGCGAAGAAGUGCGGGGCGAGCUACAUCAACAAGCCCAAGAUGCGGCACUACGUGCACUGCUACGCGCUGCACUGCCUGGACGAGGAGGCCUCCAACGCGCUGCGCCGGGCGUACAAGGCCCGCGGCGAGAACGUCGGGGCGUGGCGCCAGGCCUGCUACGCGCCGCUCGUCGAGAUCGCCGCUCGCCACGGGUUCGACGUCGACGCCGUCUUCGCCGCGCACCCGCGCCUCGCCAUCUGGUACGUGCCCACCAGGCUGCGACAGCUCUGCCACCAGGCGCGCGGGAGCCAGCACGCCGCCGCGGGGCUCCCGCCGCCCCCGAUGUUCUAG
This is a messenger RNA of Panicum hallii, 1161 nucleotides long. RefSeq names its product probable transcription factor FL. Gene Ontology annotation, molecular function: DNA binding. Bases 1 to 1161 code for a protein of 386 amino acids. Lineage: Eukaryota; Viridiplantae; Streptophyta; Magnoliopsida; Poales; Poaceae. The transcript has 3 exons. Gene Ontology annotation, biological process: regulation of DNA-templated transcription. The record is from RefSeq and is a predicted model, not a curated record.